GAAAUUGUUUACCACAAACGGUCAACUUAAACUAGCGGUAACCGUAAAAAAAAGUCACAGCACUUGUCGACUCAGUUAGUGGAAUUAAUACUGUUUAUCGAAAAGGUAGCGAGAAGAUGACAACAACCGAAAGAGUGAUAAAAAAAGUCGGGAGCUUUGGGUGGUAUCAGUUGCGUGUCUUUGCCAUUAUCAGCUAUGCAGUUUUCUUCACUUCGUUUGUGUUGAUGGUGAUGACAUUCAGUACAGCUGAACCUCCGUGGAAGUGUAAAGCAAACUCUACUUCAUGCACCUUAAAUGGAACCUUUAAAGCUGGUGAUAAAGACUAUGAACAUCGUUGCCAAAUUCCACGUAAAGACUGGGAAUUCGCUGUGGAGGGAAAUUUUGAUUCCAUUGUUACAGAGUGGGACUUGGUCUGUGAUACUGCAGUGUACGCAAGCCUGACAAAUUCCCUUACUUUUCUGCUUGGAAUAUUUGGAGGAGUGUUGGCCAGUAUUCUCAGUGACAAAUUUGGCAGGAAGACCGUGGUAUUUCCCUUCACGAUGCUCACCUGCACGUGUGGAUUCUUGUCUGCCUUUGCUCAGACGUAUUGGGUGUUCGUUUUUUUCCGAGCUCUUGCAGGCAUUGGAUUAGGAGGAGCAUCAAACUCUGGCUAUAUACUAGUCAUGGAGUACAUCGGUGUUCGUUACCGUGGCGCUGUUGGCAUAGGGUACUGGUCGUCAUGGAUACUGUCCUUAGGCCUCUUAUCGUUGCUAGGAUACCUAAUUCAAGACUGGCGUAUUCUGAGUAUUAGUACAAGUGCACCAGGAAUGAUUUUCUUUCUUUUCUGGUGGUUYACCCCAGAAUCUUUACGUUGGCUCUUGGUAAGAGGCAAAACUGAUGAGGCCAAGAAGACAUUGAAAACUGCUGCACGAGUCAACAAAAAGGUCAUCUUGGAUGAUGACAUGAACCUGCUUGGAACGGAUGAGGAGAAAGAGAGACUUGGAGAUAUUAGAGAUCUCUUUGUAUCUCGUUCAAUGGCCCACAGGACUCUACUUUCCUGGUUCUGUUGGUUUGUCAACGGGUUAGUGUACUAUGGCAUCUCAUUAAGUACACCAACCGUUGGAGGCAACAUGUACUUGAACUUCUUUUUGUCAACUGUAUGUGAAGCCAUCGCCAUGGCGAUAGCUGUGCCCAUAUUAAACCGGUUUGGGCGUAAAAAGACCAUCAUUGUUUGUCUGUGGCUGUCUGGUGUCGUCAUGAUUACGGCAGCGCUUCUUUCUUAUUAUGAUGAUGGAAGUCAAGGUUUUCUUGCUGGUAAGAUCGUGUCAGCCAUGGUUUUGGGCAAGUUCUUUAUUACCAUUUCAUACGAUGGCGUCUACCUGUAUUCUUCAGAACUUUUCCCCACAGUUGUCAGAAAUACGGCGACAGGAACAUCGAAUGCUUCAUCUCGUGUAGGGUCUACUCUUGCUCCUUACAUCGUUUACUCGCAACGACUCCACCCGAUGACGCCUUUCGCUAUCAUGUCUGCCACUGCGUUUGUCUGUGGAAUACUAUUCACAUCUCUGCCAGAAACCAACAAGAAAGCCAUGCCUGACACUGUCAAACAAAUCUGCGGAAACACCGAAGGUGACAAAGUCGAUCUGCAGGAUGAAGAUACGACUUUUUUAACUGAGGGUUAAUCCAUGAGAAAUCUGCAUUCGGAAACCCUGGGUGUAGUCAUUGAAGACAAGAGACCGUGGCGUAUCUUGGUGAAGAACAAGGUUGAAAGCAUCGAGGCAUUACUAUUUCACGAUUUAUUAUACAUUCUACAAAAUUACUCGAUUCUGAUUGGACAAGAGAAGUACAAUUAAAUCCCAAAUUAUACUCUGCAAAGUCCCAAUUAAGUCCCGAUAAACUCUUUUUUUUAGUUUAUUAUAAACAAAAAAUCGCACGAUCUUCUCGUACAAUUCUGAAUUUAUAGAUACUGGUGAUGUUUUGAAAGUUCUCAAAUUGAACUCGCCUAAAGGCUCGUCCAAUUUUGAAAACCUUCAAGACAUCACUCGUAUCUAUAAAUUCCGAAUCGUACUGGAGAUCGUGCGAUUUCCUAUACAAAGCAGGUGCGACGAAAAAGACGGAAUUAGUCCUGUAACAGUUUUUAGAGUCGAAUGCUAUGGUUUUGUUAACAACGAAUACCUAGUGGCAAUCGAUCACCAGGAUAAUGAGAUAACAGUAGAAGAACAAGAGCGGCACAAAAACAACCGCAACAACAAGAUUGGCAUGUUGUUUUUGUGACGUAACGUUUUGUUGUUUAGGUUACAAGUCUACAAGAAUAGCGGAAUAAGGAAGAAAAAUGGAAGUGCUGCUUGGAAAUAGUUAUUUUUGUUUUAUCAGUUGUAAAUUUAGGCAUAAAAAGUAUAAGAACAUUAAAGGUAGAAAAGUUUCGUGACCC
Messenger RNA from Actinia tenebrosa (Australian red waratah sea anemone), 2407 nucleotides. Its product is annotated as organic cation transporter-like protein. The record is from RefSeq and is a predicted model, not a curated record. Gene Ontology annotation, biological process: transmembrane transport. Gene Ontology annotation, molecular function: transmembrane transporter activity. Gene Ontology annotation, cellular component: membrane. NCBI's taxonomy places the organism in Eukaryota, Metazoa, Cnidaria, Anthozoa, Actiniaria, Actiniidae.